Messenger RNA from Triticum turgidum subsp. durum (durum wheat), 1530 nucleotides. The record is from the annotation of a GenBank genome assembly. NCBI's taxonomy places the organism in Eukaryota, Viridiplantae, Streptophyta, Magnoliopsida, Poales, Poaceae.
AUGGGGGCCGGCAACCACUCGCCGUCGUCCGCCAAGACGUCCCCUCGCGGCUCUGGCGCCGGAGGUGGCGGAGACGAGCAGUACUCCCCGUCGUCCAAGUCUCCGCGCGCCGGCGCCGGCGGCGGAGGCGAGCACUACUCCGCGUCGAGCAAGUCCCCGCGCGCCGGCCUCGGCGGCGUGUCGUCCUUGCUGCCGAGCGGCGGCGUGUCGUCCCUGCUGCCGAGCGGCGGCGUGUCGUCCCUGCUUCCGAGCGGCGCCGUGGCGACGCUGCUCGAGAGCAGGUGGACGCUCUCGGGCGCGAUCACCGUGUUCCUGUUCCUCGCCGUCACGCUCACCGUGACGACGUCGUCGUCGUCGCUGUCCCCCGUCUCGGCCACCUUCUUCUCCUUCCUCCCGGCCGGCCGCGCCGCCCUCGUCGAGCCGGCGCAGGCCCCAGCGACCCCGCCGCCGCCUCCGCCCGGCGCCGGCGUGCCGCGGCUGGCGUACCUCAUCUCAGGGUCCAAGGGCGACCUGGACCGGCUGUGGCGCACGCUGCACGCGCUCUACCACCCGCGCAACCUCUACGUGGUGCACCUGGACCGCGAGGCGCCCGUGGGCGAGCGGCUGGAGCUGGCGGCGCGGGUGGCCAACAGCACCGUGUUCCGGCGCGUCGGCAACGUGGAGGUGAUCCGGCGUGCCAACAUGGUGACCUACCGCGGGCCGACCAUGGUCUCCAACACCCUGCACGCCUGCGCCGUGCUCCUCCGCCGCAGCCGCGACUGGGACUGGUUCAUCAACCUCUCCGCCUCCGACUACCCGCUCAUGUCCCAGGACGAUGUCCUGCACGUAUUCUCGACGCUGCCGCGCAACGUCAACUUCAUCGAGCACACCAGCCGCCUCGGCUGGAAGGAGGGGCAGCGCGCGCAGCCGCUGAUCGUGGACCCGGGGCUGUACGCGUCGAAGAAGCAGGACAUCUUCUACGCGUCCGGCCGGCGGGAGCUGCCGACGGCGUUCAGGCUGUACACGGGGUCGGCGUGGGUGGCGCUGACGCGGGACUUCACCGAGUACGUGGUGUGGGGGUGGGACAACCUGCCGCGGACGCUGCUCAUGUACUACGCCAACUUCGUGUCGUCGCCGGAGGGCUACUUCCAGACGGUGGUCUGCAACGCGCCCCGGUUCGUGCCCACCGUGGCCAACCACGACCUCCACCACAUCCAGUGGGACGUGCCGCCGCGCCAGCACCCGCACGCGCUCACGCUCGGGGACAUGGACCGCAUGGUGCGCAGCGACGCGCCCUUCGCCCGCAAGUUCGCGCGCGACGACCCCGUGCUCGACGCCAUCGACGCCCAGCUGCUGGGCGGCCGCGGCGGGAACGGCACGGCGGCGGGGAUGUUCGUGGCGGGAGGCUGGUGCGGCGAGAGCGGGGACUGCGAGGGCGCCGCCGGCGCCGAGGACUGGGUGCUGAGGCCGGGGCCCGGCGCCGAGAGGCUGCGCAGGCUCAUGGACCGGAUCGUCAGGUCGGAGGCGUUCGCUAACCGCCAGUGCAAGUAG